AUGAUGCAAAUUAAAGCAAAUAUUGCACGUAUGAAAUAUCGUUCUGUUUGCUCUGAAUUAAAAGAGAAAUCAGUACUUUACGCUUCCUCCUUGAAAAAUUUAGAAGAUGGCAUAAGGCAACAAGAAAACGAAAUCAAACGUUUACAGGAAGUGAAGGAAGAAGCUAUAGAAUUAAAAGACAGCACUCAAGAGACUUUGGUAAAAGAGGAGAUAGAAGAGACAAAUUCCAGCAAAAAACGUGAUUCUAUUAUCAAAGAAUACAGGCAGCGCGUGGCGGAACGAAGGAUGGAAUUGGAACGAUUGGAACGUAUGAUAUUUCAUACCCGUCCGCGGGACGAUUUCGAAACACGUGGGAAAAGUCGCGUACAAGAGGACAUGAUCAAGGACGAGCUGGCGCGAUUGGAGGAGACGUUCACCAAGCUUCAGAACGCUACCGGAGUGUCCAGGUCCGAGGAAGUUCUGAACCGGUUUCUGGGUCAGAAGGCGACCAAAGAGAGUCUGCAGAAAAUGCGAACGGCCACGGAACAAGAGAAGAUGGUGUUGGAAAAGAGGAGGCAGGAGCUUAACGCCGAGAUAGAGAUGAGAAAAUUUUCAGAAACAAAGAGCGCCGAACAAAACGCGGAAAUAGUGGCAAAACUCAACUUGCAAAUCGAUGAACAGCGAUCUCGUAGGGAGAAAGCCGAGAAUGCAAGUCGACGAAUCCGCGAGCUCUUAAACGAAGUAACUGGUAUACUGUAUAAACUGUGUGAGAAGUUCCAGGUGAGAGUUAUUAAUUAUAAGUCCGUGGACGACAGAAUCUAG
Molecule: messenger RNA, 801 nt
Organism: Atta colombica
Lineage: Eukaryota; Metazoa; Arthropoda; Insecta; Hymenoptera; Formicidae
Product: translation initiation factor IF-2-like
Exons: 4
Coding region: 1-801 (266 amino acids)
Biological process (GO): outer dynein arm assembly; cilium movement
Cellular component (GO): cilium
Source: RefSeq, a predicted model, not a curated record